AUGCAUUCCAUCAGGGAGCUGAAGUCUAACUUCAGCGGCGCACCUCCUGCCUCCAUGGCGGCCGGCCCUGAUGCAUAUCUGCAGGGCAGCAUCAGGAUGACUCUGGAAGACCUUGAACUCUGGAAGACUUUCCAUGAAAUUGGAACGGAGAUGAUCAUCACCAAACCGGGCAGGAGGAUGUUCCCACACUGUAAAGUGAGUUUAUCUGGUCUUAUUCCAUGUGCCAAGUACAUCUUACUGGUUGACAUGGUUCCUGAGGAUGGUUUCAGGUAUAAGUGGAAUAAAGAGAAAUGGGAGGUGGCAGGAAAAGCGGAGCCUCAGCCCCCCUGCAGGACCUACGUCCACCCAGACUCUCCAGCCUUGGGGAGCCACUGGAUGAAGCAGAGCAUCUCCUUCCUCAAGCUCAAGCUCACCAACAAUACACUUGACCAGCAUGGGCACAUCAUUUUGCACUCGAUGCAUCGCUACCACCCGCGCUUCCACGUCGUCCAAGCAGAUGACCUGUUCAGCGUCCGCUGGAGCGUCUUCCAGACUUUCACCUUCCCAGAGACGUCCUUCACUGCAGUCACUGCCUACCAGAACACCAAGAUCACAAAGCUGAAGAUCGACCACAACCCCUUCGCCAAGGGUUUCAGGGAUGAAGGCACAAAUAAGAAAAGGCGUGCAAACAAAAACCCUCCCUGCAUGGAGAAAAGAGCCAAGAUGUCCGACAUGUUGAACGAGGACUCCAAGGAGAGAAGCUCACCAGGCUUCUGCCAGCCAUCCUACGAUGGCUAUGAUGGAGAGGAAGGAGGCCUGGCCAAAAGGAAGGAUGAGGACGCCUUGAAGGAAGAGCGGUACUCUCCCUGGGGUGCCGAGAGGCAGCAGAGUGUGAGGCCCGAGUCUCCUGCUGGGCCGGACGCCAGAGAUAUCUACAACACGGAGCAGCUAGUUCCCGCUCCUGCGGCCUACCAGCCGUACAGGACCCAGGAGUACGGGAAGUCUCCGUCCCCCUCCUCCAGCGUCGGCAGCAGCAUCAGCGGAUCGGGACGGAGGAGCUUUGAGUCCAGGGUCCCGGAAAUCUCCACCGUCCCCGAUCAUGACUCCUCAAAGCCCGGCCCGUCCCACUGCGGCCCCCAGCACCUGGCGGGCCCUCAGGACUACAGCGGAGUUCUGAACAUGGCCAUGGCCCCGAGCGGGAAGCCGGGGGUCAUCGGCCACCACAUUUACGGCCCUUACGGCACGGAGCAGCCGCUGGGCCAGUGGAGCGGUCCGGGACCGGCCCAGUAUCCCCCUCCUCACCCUCUGACCGCCGACUACACCGCACAGGCCGUGCACCAUGGCUAUCACCAUGGCAACGUCAGCGAGUGGAGCCAGUAUCCUCUGUUCUCUUACUCCUGCUGGUGA
Messenger RNA from Cyprinodon variegatus (sheepshead minnow), 1386 nucleotides. RefSeq names its product T-box-containing protein TBX6L-like (gene tbx16). The record is from RefSeq and is a predicted model, not a curated record. NCBI's taxonomy places the organism in Eukaryota, Metazoa, Chordata, Actinopteri, Cyprinodontiformes, Cyprinodontidae. Gene Ontology annotation, biological process: pattern specification process; heart morphogenesis; positive regulation of DNA-templated transcription. The transcript has 9 exons. Gene Ontology annotation, molecular function: DNA-binding transcription factor activity, RNA polymerase II-specific; RNA polymerase II cis-regulatory region sequence-specific DNA binding. Gene Ontology annotation, cellular component: nucleus. The coding region runs from base 1 to 1386 and encodes 461 amino acids.